Molecule: messenger RNA, 2430 nt
Organism: Durusdinium trenchii
Lineage: Eukaryota; Dinophyceae; Suessiales; Symbiodiniaceae
Source: the annotation of a GenBank genome assembly
GAGAAACGCGCUCGACUGCCUGAUCUCAUGAAACGAUACUUGAAAAACAAGGCAGAAGGUGAUAGGUUACUGACUUUCGCCAUCCGGUUGUGCGAAUUCUGUGAUGACCUUGGGAUCAAGUUCAUAUUUGAGCAUCCGCAUGCCGCAUCAUCCUGGAAACAUCGUGCCAUGGAGCGGCUGCUGGCUCGACCGAAUGUCAUCUACACGAAGGCUGAUCAAUGCCAGUAUGGACUACAGGGUCAAUCUGGCCUUCCUCAAAGAAGGUUCGCAACAAACUCAGAGGCCAUAUCUCAGGCCCUAUGCAAGCUUUGUCCUGGCAACCACGAGCAUGAGGUUAUCAUUGGAGGUAAUCGUUCCCAAAGAUCACAGGUCUACCCGGAGAAACUCCGAGCAGCCAUACUGAAGGCCUACAGCCAGUCCAUCAACGUUGCUCAUGUUGAAACAGUCAGCUCGGAAAGCAUGCUGGCCGAGAACCACAGGCUAAACUACAUCAUCGACACCGAGUUCAGGGCGCUGAAGAGCCUACAACCAGAAGUACCUGUUGGUCUUACAGAAUGCCAAGACCCCGAUUUUCGAGUCCCUGACGGCCCAGAUUCUCGCCUACCUGAAGUACCGGCCUACGACACCGCCGAGAUCUUCGCAAAUGGAGAGGAUCAAGAAACCCAUGAACCAAACGGAUCCGGGGACCAAGAGGAUGAUCUGGAACCACCAUACGAAAGGGAACAUGAAGAAGGCGAAGCUCAGGAAGUACCUGAACAACAACUACCACUCCAUUCACGUUUUCCACUGGAACGCCUUCUGCACCGAGCACAUGUUGGUCUGGGACACCCGACCCCAGAUCGAUUUGUCAGGAUCCUUAGGUACGCAAAAGCCAAACCCGAAGUCAUCGAGGCUGCCAAGCAUCUCCGACGCACUCUAAACAUCAUCGACUGGUCCAGCAAGUUUCAACUCAUGAUCCCCAUGGACAACAAGAAACCAGGCCAUGUACGAGAGGCCUACAGACAUUGGCUACGUCUAUUCGGCCCUCCAAAACGAAUGGCCCUGGACCUGGGACGUGAAUUCCGAGGAGCCUUCGCAGAACAAGCAGAACAAGACGGAACUUUUGUUGACCCCUCGGCAGUUGAGGCUCCACAUCACCGAGGCAUCACUGAACGUCACGGAAAAACCUUUAAGUACCUCCUCCAGAAGACCAUGGACACCUUCAGCUGUGCCAACAUGAAGGAGUGGGAGGAAAUGGUCGACAUCACCAUGAUGACCAAAAAUAGAAUGAUGAACGUUGGAGGUUUUAGCCCCAGUCAACGGGUGUUAGGCUUCAAUCCAUUCCUACCCGGAGGUCUUCUUAGUGGAGAUGAUGGUCACCGAGGACAACAACCAGAAGCCAAAGUCGGCGACCUCAGUGUCGAACGGGCCAUGAAGCUUCGAAAGGCUGCUGCGCAUGCCUUCAUCGAAGCAGAUGCCAGCAACUCUCUCCGAAGAGCAGUAGCUUCGGGCCCCCGACCCAUCCUGGAGUAUGACAUCGGCGAGAUUGUCUACUUCUUCCGAAUGGGAGCUGACAAGAAACUGAAGUUCAAACCAUGCUACUGGCACGGGCCGGCAAGAAUCAUCAUGAUCGACCAACCUAGCACCAUUUGGUUAUCAUACCAAUCUCAACUGGUCAAAGCCAGCCCAGAGAGAAUCCGAAGAGCCUCGUUGGAAGAGAACAUGGCACUAUCUGGAUGGUUGGAAGAUCUCGUGCAGCUGAAGAAGGACAUUGUCACGGAACCGAUUCGAGGAUUCCUGGACCUGUCCGACCAGCCGCUCCCCGAGAUCUUAGACGAUGAAGCCAACAAUGAGGAGUACACUCCGACCGAACCAGAUGAAACUCCAGACCAGAACAUUCCAAUGGAACCAGCACUACCACCAGGACUACAAGAACCCAUGGGAGAACCUCAACGAGAUGAAGAGGUCCUACAACCACCCGAACCAGAACAGGAACGAGAAAAGAGAUCACAUGAAGAAGAAGAGCUGGAUGAACAUCCCAGCAAAAGAUCAAGAUUGGAAUUCUUAGAAGCCUACCUUCUGAAGGUGGAAAACCUGAUCAAGGGAAGACAAAGAAAAGAAGUUCGACUACAAGAACUUAACCACCGCAACCAGAAAUGCUUCAAGAAUGCCAUUGGCAAGGAGAUCCAGAAUAACAUCAACAUUGGUGCUUACACCAUUGUCAGCCCCGAAGAAUCCGCUCGAGUCAGACAAACCAUGCCGAACAAAAACAUGGAAAGUCGACUGGUCCUCACACCCAAGCCACUGGAACCACACGAAGUGGAAAAGGCCAAAGAAGAAGAAAUACUUCUGGAUUGGGACACUGAUGAACCCUGCAAGGCCAAGGCUCGCCACGUCAUGAAAGGCUUCAGUGAAGAGGGGGCUGAGAACAUUGAGGCGACCACUCCACAG